GAAUUGAAACGAAAUUAUUUAUCAGUCGUUUUAGAGCUUUGAUCGUAGACGGACUGCAUUCAUAACGUUGCUUUGUAGAAUUUUUUUGUGCAUUGAGGAAAAAUUACUAUAAUUACCAUUGUGUAUACAUAUACCACACACACGGAAAGCACAAGAAAAAGGAACACACGGUCGAAGGAAGCGAGAAAGAGUGCGAGAUGCGAGAAAAUGUGAAGCAUAGUGAACGAAUUUCAGAAGAAGCAAGUGGAGAAAAGAUUUGCCUUCGCCGACUGUAGAACGGGAUGUAAAAGUGAAUAAGGCAGCAGGAAGUGAUAAGUUCCAAUUUGAUACGAACUGAAUUUUAGGUCUAUAGCCGAUCGUGAUAGCCACAACGUAUUAAGACGGAAGAGAGAGAUAGAAGCUCUUGGUCGGUGCCCGUUCCUUUCAAAUUCAAUCGUGUGAUGUGACAGUCAUAUAUUGAAGAGUGAAGAAAAGUUCAGCCUGGCUGGUGUCGAAGGAGCCGCAAGAAGAACGACACACGGCUCAAUCUUGGCGGCUGCGACGCGGCAACAUUUUCAUGCAGAACAGUACGCGCCGCGGUACGCACACCACUGCAGAGCUACACCACACAGCCACAGCUACACGGCAGAUGUACCACAGCGAACAUCGUCGCGGCCGUCUUCUUGUUGGUCGUCAUCGUCAUCGCCGUCAGAUCAGCAGCAGCGGCAGAAAAACAAAACCGUCGAUACGACCAUCGUCGUUGUCGCCGUCGCCGUCAGCAGCCGCAACGGUCGGAACAUCAACAGCAGUUUACCAGCGAAAGCAUGAAAAGUGCUCCGAAAAUACGCCAACGGCCACAGCAUGGAGCGAGCGAAGAAAAUGUUUUGAAAAGUGAUUUAUUUUUGUUCAUAUUUUUUUCUGGCGACCGAAAAAGAUCGUGAAAGGAAAAGUAAAAAGAAAUAUACGAAAAUAUAUUUGUAUUGAAAGAUACAACAAAAAAAAAGAAAUAAAUAAAUAAAAAGGUAUCAAGGGGAAAGAUAAAAUAUGAAAUGCUAAGAGAAAAGAUUUUUUUUCCUUCAAAGUGAUCCAAUGAUUUCAUGAAUGAAAACAACAGCCGCACAAAGCGAGAGGGAAAAAGAAAAGUUAUAUUAUUUUCAAAGUGGAUACACAAAUGAGAAUGGGAUUCGAAGUUCAACAGUAAUAAAAUACGAAAAAAAGGUAUGCGAAAUAGUAAAGUGCAGUGAGUGAGUCGAAGUAAAAAAAAAAUAAUAAUAAUAAGUUUACAAGCGAAAAACGAGUGAAACAACAGAUAUCGAGUUAUCCAAGGCAGCACCAGCAAAAAUCUGAGCGAAAUCCUUCCAGAGUGUAACAGUGAAAGAAGCAAUGUGAGUUUUUGCCCAUUUCCGGCAAAUCAUGUAUCUUGUGUUGUUUUCGAGCAAAACUUGGAUUAAUAUUGGAUGCACGGCAACAGAAGCAACGUUUUCCAGCGAUACAUUAUCAGUGGCAGAGACACCAGGACACCGGAUUUGGAUUACAAACGAGAAUCGGAACCCGAUUUAAUUGCUUAUUGAUUAUAAGGCGAUUAAAACGAUGACGGAUCUUGGUGGACCACGGCUGAAGAAGACGCUUCGAAGCCGUUAGUGUAUCGAGCUACAUGGAUCGCAGAAAUGGCGGCGAUCCUUUGGCGCCUCCUCGGCCCCCUAAAUCUCUGCCCCGUGUUCAUCGUCCCCGGGCUCCCGAGCCGACCAUAAUGAGCGCCACAGUCGCUGCCAACAACAACAACAAUCAGUCUACAGCUAGUAACAACGCUAAUACUACGACGAUCAGUACGACUACGAAUCGAAGUCUCAACAACGUACCGCAACUGUCACCAAAACCUAGGAAUCUAAGCUCGUCCAGUUCCCCUGCACGUAACAUUAGUAGCAAUAUUAGUUCAUCAAUUCCACCGCCGUUGCCACCAGCCCCACAGAUUGUACCGCUGACGCCCCUCAGCCGAAGCAACAGUCAUAAUCAUCAUCAUCAGCCUACGACCCACCAUCAUCUUCCUAGCAGUAAUACCAAUAGUAAUAGUGUAGCACAGCCAGCAAGUACCUUCUCGCGACGACGUCCACCGGCAGCUUUACCAUCAAUCUCGAUACCGAGCAUUUUAGGUCCUAGCAUAGAUACGACUGCGUCGAAUACCACGACAACGUCUGCUACAUCCCCGGUCACCCUGGCUGCACCUAGACCAGAGAACGAAAGGCUCACUAACGAGUAUGUCGAUACACCGUUUAGUAGACUCUCGCCUGCAUCGAACCAUCAGCGACAUCAGCCAAAUGCCGUUGGACCCGCGACGACCCCCGGGACGGCGACGUCCCCGGUGGUGCUUCACCCCGCCAACAUCCCAGAACAGCAUCGACAACUAUCAGUAUCGCAUACGAAUAAUCGGUUACAUUCACCUAGCGCUAACAGUAGUAGCAAUAGUACAACGGUGUCGACACUUGGUAAGCCAAUCGGGUCCACGGCGACGACCACGACGCUGCAUGGCAGCAGUAGGAAUUUUAACAAUAAUUCUAUCAACACUAGGCCAAAUCAAUUACCACUGGGACAAACGACUGCAACGUCGACGACGACGACGACGACGAGGACAACAACGACUUCGGCCACGGGUACACCACUGUCGGCCGGUGGGUCACCAACGAUACAGUCAGCAUUGCCAAUUACCAAACAACCAGUAUCGAAUGCAUUCAGCAAAGACCCACCGACAGCAGGCCUACACGAGCUUGACAUCGAUCUGCACCCAUCGCACGGUGAUCUACUUAACUCCGUCACCUGUCCGCAGUGUAAAAAAUGUCGCUGUGAGGGAUGCCAACGGCCCCGGCAGCUUCCCUCGCGAUGGCUAUGCGAUAAUACCUGUCUUUGCAGUGCGGAGACCAUCAUCGAUUACGCGUCUUGCUUGUGCUGUGUCAAAGCCCUCUACUAUCACUGUGCAAAGGAUCCCGAGCUGGAACGGGAAAACGACACAAUAUCCGAUCCCUGUUCCUGCUUACCACACAAACGAACCGCACGCUGGGGUUGCCUGGGAGCACUGUCCUUGGCACUGCCCUGUCUCUGGUGCUACUGGCCGAUGCGAGGUUGCGUUGCCCUGUGUGCAAAAUGCUACGCUAAACAUUCCCGACACGGUUGCCGCUGUCAAACACAGAACGGUAGCAGUAUCACCGGUAGCAUACUUACCGGCGGUAGCCGCGGUGGCGGUGGCAACGGUCUCAUCGGAGGUGGCCAAGGUGGCAACGGAAACGUGGAUCACCAUUCGCACGGCAACACGAUCAGCAGCAAGUUUUCCGCCGUCAACAGUACCAGCCCGUUCGGAAAGGGACACCAUCAUCACCACCACCACCACCACCACAACAACAGUCACCAUCAUCAUCAUCAUAGCGAUCUUACACCCGAAAAACGCCUGCUCGACUCCAGUCCAGAAUACUGAUAUAUGCUGUAUCUGUAAGCGGGCGGUCCCGGAGACGACGCUGGCCGGUAGCACUACCGAUCAGCGUCUCCCGUGGAACUCUGUUGUUAUGUUCGAGAAACUACGCCCGCUGGCAGAGAUCACCAUCGCAUCCGGCGUCCAACGGUAAACAAUAGUGUGUAGAAGUAAUAAUAAACUCCGGCGCGGGGCAACAGACAACAACACGCACGCGUUCUGAAAAAAAAACGAAAAGAAAGGAAAACGAAAAGAAAAGGAAAGUACAGAGUGAAACAGAAAACCGAGAAUUUGAAGAGGGCGCGUAAAUGUUUUUUAAUUAUAAUUUAACCAAAGACUGCAGACUAUUAUUGAGUUAUGUUUUUUUGAUAUAAAUAAUAAUUAUUUUCGUGUUAUGCAAUCAAGCAAGCAAAAAAAUGCCCUUUAAUGUCGGCAAAUCACUCGCCUGAACGUAACGAUUAUCGCCAACAGGACAUCCCCGGCAGGAUGAAAAUAUGCGGAAGAUUCAGAUGGACACAACAAUUAGCUAGGGUCAUAUAAUCAAUCAAUGUUCAGCUAAAAUUGUUUGCAUGCCACUGCCGGAGUUUCGUUACAUAAAACUACGUUUAUUAAAGAGAUAGAAAGAGAGACAGAAGCAGGAGCAAGAGCGAAGAAGAAAAAGAAGAAAAAAACGAUGCAUUAGAACGGUCGAAACAAAAGCUAAUUUAUUCUAACUGUGUAAUGUUUAAGGUGGGAACCUCUCAAUUUUCUGGAGAGGUUCAUUUUUUUUUUAAAUUUUGAAGGCGCACGCGAACGCUUUCCUUACAGGAAGCGGAAGUUUGCCCGAUAAGCAAGAACACGCGAGAAAGGGAGCGAGCGAAUGGUGACAGUUUACGAAUGGUGGUUCCGGAGUGACCGGAAACAGUAGGGUCGUCUACAAAAACUAGGGUAUAAGAUAGGACCGACAUUUUCCAGAUGGUUAAUCAAGAAACACUUGAAUUAUCACGUUUUGUUCAAGAGUAUUUUAUUUGCUACCUUUGGUUUUGUUGUCAGCGAGCGAGCGAAGGUACGGCGAGAUUUACGGCAACACAACCGUUUUCUCGGUAUUUCGAAAAUACCGAAAAGAAAAACCAAAUUCCGCGCACAGGAAGUUGUGUACAAGUGAAAUUCGUUGCUCUCGGACGAUACGAAGAAACCACUCGUAGGCGACCUACGCGGAAGUUAGGCAGGGGCGAACGAACGCAAACUGGAUCAGAGAGAAAGAAAGAGAGAGAGAGAGAGAGAGAGAGAGAUCUUGUAGAUAUCUAUACAUAUUUAUCCAAAUAAUUAAUUUAAUGUAGAGACUUUCAGGAAGCAAAAACCAGAGGGAAUUAUUUUCUUAAAUUGUAUGAAAUGAAUGCAGUCGUACGAAAUGUAUAUAUUAACAAUCAGCUGAAGAAGCAGAAAUGAGGAAAAUCAUAAAGCAUAUUUAUAUUUAAAUAUACGCGAAAGAACCAUUGAAAAUGAAUGUAAUAUAUUUUGGAGGCGUUCAAAGUCAGUGCGAUCAACACGAUGCGAUGUGUGGCUGUGUGUGUGUAUUUGUGUGAUGAGUGUGUCUGUGUGUAUGAGCUGAGAGUGUACAUGCGCGAAUGUAUGUCUGAAAUUGUAUAGUUUUUCUUCUGUGUAAAUAUUUACAGUGCAGGAAGCAACAGAAAAAAAGGAAACAAGAAUGAAAACAAAUCAGCAUUAUCCGGUAUGAGCUAAUUGUAUUUCAGACAGUGAUGAACAAAACAGAAGAACAAAACGAAAACCACGGUACAGUUUUGAAACAAACCAGACCCGGAGAAGGGUUUCUCGUUGCAGUAGUUUCCCAUCACCAAGUGUUCGGCGGGGUACUUCUUUGUGUUAUGCUAGCUGAGUUAUCUACUGCUAGAAAGUAGCUGGUCAGUUCCACUAACUCUCGAUAUUGGCGUUUGGUUCGAUGGACCUGAACUAGCGCCACAUUUGUAGCAGUUUCUCAGCGCAAUAAUCGCCGGCUACAACCGAGCGUAAAACCGAAAUGUAUGCGCCACAAGUUGCUCACUUCUUGUUAUCAUGAUUAUUCAAACUGGUGUAAAACGCUUAAAUGCAAGCAAAAUAUGCAAAAAUCAUCACGUUUCCAAUCAGGUAAACACCGCGACUACGAACGACGGCAGCGAGUGUGAAUGUACUUUCUGCCAUGACAGCCCGGGUACGAACAUACUGCUGGCUGGCUGACUGGCUGAUGAACAAAUCAGUUCAUUGUUGUUUAAAUUGAUAAAAGUGCUGAUUAAAGUGGCGCAUUUGCCACAGCGUUGGAAAACUAACGCCCCAAACCAGACUCGUCAAUUGAACUGUGUGUAUAUGAUCGACGAGGGGCUCACUGAUGCGCGAAAUUCCUUGCGGUUGCCCUUUCGUCUUCCUGCUUCAACCAAACUCUGACAAACAAACAAUCAGACCCAGGCCACUGCCAGCGGAAUCCCUAUGAGGGGCUUGACCGACAGACGCUCGCUCGCCCAAGCUGGAAGUACCGAACUGUGUACGCGCGCGCGCGGGCACAUGGCGAGUGGACUUGAAAUAUUUAUUUGACAGUGAUAACCUGUAUGGUUACAAGCGAAUAUAAAUAGCAGAUAAUAUUUUAGCUGCCGGCCGGCAGCGUGCGUGGAUGAGACUCGAGCACAAAAACAACAAUUUGCGGUCAAUUGGCACCGAAUACGAUGACUGGUUGUGCAUAUUUGUAGCACACAUCAAACGUACAUACGUCUUUCACUACUUCCUACUUCGAAGGAUGCUCUUCUAGAUUUUUCGGGUAAUGCUAAUUAGAUGAAAUUCAUCAGCUUUCCCGCGUGCACAGGAAUUACGAAAGUAUUUGAAUCAACCGGGAUAUUUUAUUUCACACUCUUUACAAAGAGAUCGCAAAAAACCGAUUAGGGUAACAGAGGUAUUUUGGCCCGCUUUAGGAUCGAUUUUAUUUUAGCCCACUUUGUAAAAAUAUCCACCAAAUGUUUUAUUAUCUUUGAAAAAUCCUUCCGCAAUAGGUAAUUUAAUGUGAUUAGCUUCAAACUGAUGCAACAUGGGUUACCUAAGAUCGAUUGAAUCCAUAUAGUUUGUUAGGUGGGCCAAAAUAUAUGAAGUGGCCAAAAUACCUCUGUUACCCUACUUCUGUUUGGCGUCACCUCACUUGAUAUGACACCGAUUGAUGGUACAAGCAACCUAAGCUAUAUUGCCAGAUAAUUUUCGUUUACAGUUCAAUGGACUUUCUUUUCACUGGAAUACCAGUGCGAUAACCUCGUUGUGGCGCACCAGCGAGUCACCGAGUUAUGGAUGAAAAUUCUGUCUUUCUCACGAAAUACUGCACCAGAGAUGUUAGGUGAAAUUUCGAGGCAGGGUUGAACAAGUCGAAAAAAAUCUGCGGACCUCAAGUUUUCAAUAAAGAAUGAUGCGAUUUGGAAAGUCGGUGAAAUUUUAAAAUUGUUUGCGGAAACGUCCCCUGCAUAUUUGAGAAAUCUACAGGUUGACUGACAAAUCAGAUUUACAGAUAAAUUUGCAGAUCUGGCAUCUCUGUACCACGCUUCUUACGAGACGACGUACUCUUCCGUUGAGAGUUUCACCGACAGUUUCGAUUCACUUCAGAGCAAGAGAAAAUUCUUUCCCAAGAAAUACACGAAAGUAAAGUGUUUUAUCGACUUUUUUUUCGUUACACGCUUAGAAAAAGUUACUCAGAGUUUGAGUACUAGUUACUCAUUUUCAAAUGAUACAUAAAAGCAAAGUCUUGGCAUUACAUUCCUUUUUGUGAAAUUUGGCCAUUCUGUUUCAACAGACUUCGCAGCCGAUUCUUAGCGUACAGAAUCAUUGCAUGGCUAGUACUAUGGAUCCUACUGACGCUAAGAAUCCUUCCAGGUCGGGGUUCGAACAUACGACAACUGGCUUGUAAGACCAGCCUCCUAUGCAUUGAACCGCCAACUCGGGUGUGAUACAUGGAAACGUCAAAAAUUGAAUGAUAUUGAGUAACUCCUACUCUAAAUUUGAGUUUAAUGCAAGAACUCCUUACUAUGUUACUAUUCGCAAGAUCAGUCUUAAAGUUGUAAAAACCAUUUGUAACAACAGGUUCUACUUUAUAAACUGUGCUCUUGGUUGUGCAAUCGACGCAGAUAUUGUGUCCAGGAGUGCUCCGUAAUGUGCUUCAGAAUGGAACCGAACAUGCUCAAAUGCCAUUUAUGAGGAAUAAGUGUCUGAUUGGCGCCUGAGCAUUACUAACAUGUAUGUUAAUGUGCGAUUGACACACUACUCCAAGCGACCGCCACUUGAUGUGAUGUCUCGAAGUUAGAAAUCAAUUGUAAACGAAAUAAUAAAUAAACACAGUAGUGUUAUUUUAAGUAUUGAGUGUCAAUUACUUAAUAUUUUAAUACAGUACACUCAGUAAAAGAGCAAUUUUUAUGGAAAUUUGGUAGAUGUGAAAUAAAAUUUAACUCAACAUUUGCGUGCUAGUUACUCUAUUUUUAGCACAUGUACAAAUAAAAUAUUGCUCAGUAAAUGAGUAAAUUUUACCCAAACAUCGUUUCCAGUGGAAGAACUCAAUUUUGAGUUAUUCUAAAUUAGAGUUGUUCCACUUUUUCUGUAGAUGAGUGGGAUCUCACUCAUUUUAGGUAACUAUGUUUAAGCGUGUAUGUUGGCAACAAGUCAAAACAUUUAAUCAACAAUGUUGCCAGCUUCGUAAGUUUCGUGUUGUUUUUGACAAAUCGUUCGCUUGUUUGGAACAAUACUGACACCAAUUUGUCUUCCAAACGAACAAUUUUCGGUUAAUUUUUCAAAAGGUCGUAUAAGCAAGUGACAGUUUCUCUUUGUUUACUUUCUCUUCUAUUAAUUACCAAGCGGUUUCCACGUUUAUCACCCAACUCUUUGCAUGAAAUGAUACCCGAAACUUUCGACUUUCAAACAGAAUAGAGAUAUCAAAGAAAAUCUUUUUAAUCACAUCACAAUAAUCGAAAGAGAGAGUGAUUAAAGAGAAACUGUCACUUGCUUAUACGCCCUUUUGAAAAAUUAUCCGAGAAUUGUCAUCACUCUACCUACCUGUCGGUUCAAUGACGGAAUUUUGCCUACACGAUUGAAAUAAAGUACCCUUUUAUGUGCAUUGCUAUACCGAUUUCCAACAUUAUUUCCGUUUCAAUUGUAAACGGAAUAAUAAAUAAAUACAGUAGUGUUAUUUUAAGUAUUGAGUGUCAAUUACUUAAUAUUUCAAUACAAUACACUCAGAAAAAGAGCAAUUUUUAUGCAAAUUUGGUAGAUGUGAAAUAAAAUUUCACUCACAAUUUGAGUGCUAGUUACUCUAUUUUUAGCACAUGUACAAAUAAAGUAUUGCUCAGCAAAUGAGUAGAUUUUACCCAAACAUCGUUUCCAGUGGAAGAACUCAAAUUUGAGUAACUACGGAGUUACUCUAAAUUAGAGUUGUUCUACUUUUUCUGUAGAUGAGUAGGAUCUUACUCAUUUUUGAGUAACUAUGUUUAAGCGUGUAUGUUAGCAACAAGUCAAAACAUUUAAUCAACAAUGUUGCCAGCUUCGUAAGCUUCAUGUUGUUUUUGACAAGUCGUUUGCUCGUUUGAAACGAUACUGACAACAAUUUGUCUUCCAAACGAACAAUUGUCAUCACUCUACCUACCUGUCGGUUCAAUGACUGUAAUUUUGCGAUUGAAAAAUAAAGUACUCAUGUAUGUAUAUUGCUAUAACGAUUACCAACAAAACUGGGAAAACUCAUUUAUUGGGAAUCUUUUUCUGCAUAAUCUGUCACAAUGUGCGUCUUACUAACCAAUUUCAUGUGUGGGAACGAAACAAAAAUGGGUAGAAAAGCUACUAUUUUUGAAAAGAUUCAAAAAUAAAACAUAGCACAUUUUUCGGAUUGCCUAGAAAUUGCCAAACUCGUGGACAUUUUCACAUCCUGCUCAGUGUUGAAUGUCAACAAGCCUUGACGGCACAGAGUCACUAAAUGUAAUUAAAUCUUUAAUAAUGGUUGGAAAAAAAACUUCUGAAACUAGAGCCCAGGUUGGCGGUCCAAUGCAUAGGGUACUAGUCUUACAAGCCAGUUGUCGUAUGUUCGGGUCCUGACUUGUCGGUAGGCUCAUUGCACCAGCCAUUCAAUGAUUCUGUACAAUAUGAAUUCGCUCCGAAAACCUGUUGAAACAGGAAGUCACGCUCCAUAAGAACAAUGUAACACCAAGGUUUCGCUUAGCUGAAACUAAAACGAAACAUAAUUGAGUCCUAAAUUGAAUUAUCGUUAAAACUCACACACUUCUCCUAAGAAUGUUUGAAAAAGCGUUCUUUUGCUUCCUAAAAUGAUUCAAGAAUUGAUCAGCAAUACUGUAGUGGGUAGAAUUUCAUGGCUUGUGCCACGUCCAAAAGUACCCAUUUUAUGACAGCUCAAAUUAAAGUCGAAAGUUCCAAAUCAAUUUUAGCCGUGUAUGUGAAUAACUGCGCUUCGUUUACCGUUUGGCAGUUCACGGUUUAUUUAUCGAAUGAUAGUUUACUUUCUUUUUCGAUUCAUAGAUUAAAAAACGAGUUUUUCAGUUUUUUUUGAGAAGAAAUCGCUCACUGUCGAGCUCUUCUAUGAGCUACCCGAAAUUAUCCAAAUUUUGGGUAAACAACCGAUUACUCUUCCUGGGAUCAUAAUGAUUAGUAACUGAAUCGUUAUCUACUCAAACUUUGACUUGAUCGUAAAAAAAUAGAUAACGAGCAUUGCCAAAGUUGCCGUGACAACAUUUUGCUCAAUCUUACAUUCACCUGAACAUUGAGGUUAUCCCUCGUUAAUCUGAUUUAGGUAAGACGCUAGUUACCUGAAAAUUGCGGAGAAAACUAAAGUGCGAUUUUGUGUUAGUUUCGACCCAAAAUUAGGUAGCGGCUGGUAAGAGUGUACGAUUUCAGAUUUUUUUCUAUAGUUUUUAAAGUACUAAUCGAAAGUCAAAGGUUUCGGGUAACAUUUGAUACAAAGAAUUGAGUGGUAAACGUGGAAAACGCUUCGUAAUUAAUAGGAUAAAAAGUAAACAAGGUGCAACUGUCACUUGCUUAUUAGUUUUCACACGAAUAUGAAAUAACCUCACAAAAUGAACAGGAUAUGAACGUCGUUUGACAGCAAGCAGUUGUUUCAUUCCGAUUGAAAUGCGUGUAAUUGAUGGUGUAAACCCGACCUCCUGUCACGACGCCAUCUUGAUGAGAUCUCAAUCAGAACUUCAAAAUCAGCUGAUUGCAACUUAAAAAAACAAUCAGUAAUGCAAUCGUUUCAUGGUUCAUCUUGUUUAUUGCACGAAAAUGAGAGAUUUUUGGAUCGAUUAUCUCACAAUAACUUGUCGGUUUACCUAAAAUUCAGCAGAUAGUGUUUUGGGGACAUCAAGUGGAGGUAAUUUUCACAAUUUGAGAGUCGCGACGAGUAUUAAAACCACGCAGUGUUAUGCAUUCUGACAUAUUUUUUAAUGCUAAAACAAGUUUGACACAUACUUUAAUAAUUCUAGUAAAAUUCAGUCAUUUUUCAAACUACGCUUUGUGUCACCUGUAAAUUUCAAUUUUUUGUGGUGUGUUGACGUAUGCACGGAACCAUAAAACCACAGAGUUUUGAGUACUCUCUAUUCAAACUUCAAUUCAUAGUCUACAUAGACCGUCCAAAUUUAAUUUUAUAAACCUUUUUUUUCUUCAAGAAAAAAUGUUUGUAUAUCUGUUUUUUAGAAGCAACGGAAAAGCCUUAGUGGAGCUGUAAUUUUAAUACUUCUUCUCCAGCAGACAUCAGGCCCAAGCUACUCCAAAGAGUUGAGUGGACUAGAGCGCACAACGCAUAAUCACUUUUGAAAUAGUGUUGUCAUACGUGAUCGUGAUUGAUUUGCGAGAGAAGGUGAUGACGGGAUGUUUUGAGGUAUUCAGCAUCAUUAUGGUAACGUUGCUCUUCUAUGAGCUACCCGAAAUUAUCCAAAUUUUGGGUAAACAACCGAUUACUCUUCCUGGGAUCAUAAUGAUUAGUAACUGAAUCGUUAUCUACUCAAACUUUGACUUGAUCGUAAAAAAAUAGAUAACGAGCAUUGCCAAAGUUGCCGUGACAACAUUUUGCUCAAUCUUACAUUCACCUGAACAUUGAGGUUAUCCCUCGUUAAUCUGAUUUAGGUAAGACGCUAGUUACCUAAAAAUUGCGGAGAAAACUAAAGUGCGAUUUUGGGUUAGUUUCGACCCAAAAUUAGGUAGCGGCUGGUAAGAGUGUACGAUUUCAGAUUUUUUUCUAUAGUUUUUAAAGUACUAAUCGAAAGUCAAAGGUUUCGGGUAACAUUUGAUACAAAGAUAAACCACAGAGUUUUGAGUACUCUCUAUUCAAACUUCAAUUCAUAGUCUACAUAGACCGUCCAAAUUUAAUUUUAUAAACCUUUUUUUUCUUCAAGAAAAAAUGUUUGUUUUUUAGAAGCAACGGAAAAGCCUUAGUGGAGCUGUAAUUUUAAUACUUCUUCUCCAGCAGACAUCAGGCCCAAGCUACUCCAAAGAGUUGAGUGGACUAGAGCGCACAACGCAUAAUCACUUUUGAAAUAGUGUUGUCAUACGUGAUCGUGAUUGAUUUGCGAGAGAAGGUGAUGACGGGAUGUUUUGAGGUAUUCAGCAUCAUUAUGGUAACGUUGCUCCCGUUAGAUAAUACAUCUAACUGUGAUUGCACGAAAGUGAGGUCUUCAGGGUUCACUUGAUGAAAUUGAGCUUCGACGAAUAAUUAAAAUCGUUCAAAUAUAAUAAAAAUAUGCACGGCCCCAGAUGACUUCCCUGAGGAGCUCAGGAAGUUAGGGAAGAAAUCGCUGAACCCGAACCUUCCUAGAUUGGGAAUUGCUAUCGGGAGAUUAUUUUUGUGAAAAUCAGUGGAUUACUGAUUACGUCUUAGCACCAGCCGUCAUAGGACAAUUAACUAAAACCGUUCCCAGCGUUCACUGCACCAAUAAACGCUGCAAUCUUUUUCUACCGGUUCGGACGGAAAUACCAAAAAAUAGAAAACCUGAUGUCGAUUAUCAUCACCAUGAUCUUCAUCCAACAAAUGUCGAUAUUUCCUUGGUAACAAAUUUUCGAUUCUCUGCUUCAAUCCAAAGUAAGGCAGCAAAAUAUUUCCAAAGGUCGCCUGAAAACAUAAGAACGAUCCGAUCCGAGCCCGACCCGGUGUUGUCAGCGGCACCCAUUCCGAGCAGGUUUUUGUUUUUUCUUCUUCCUUUGGGUUUUGGAUGCGCGGCGGCUCUCAGGCGUGCACGAUCGUACGGUUUUAAUGUAUUUCCUGUCUAAUUUAUCAAAGCAUGAAAGUCGUCUCUUUUUUCAUGCCAAGUAGGGUUUUGUUCGGUGCGCUCCGGUGCGGGUGUCCCAGCGAUCGUUUUUCUGUAAGCCGCUAGGGGCAUCGAAUGCAGGCGGCGGCGAAACAAGGCACGUAGAAAGAGGGAGAAGGAAAUCUCAUCUCAAGUAGAACAUUUAUCUUUGAAGAUUUCCUCUUUCGAAAGAGAGCAAAUCCAGAUAGAACGGCUUCCAAAAACAGGAAACGACUGCCAUUUUCAUUCAUUAAAUUUUACUUCUGGGUAAGAUGUUCGGGAUGCUGGAUAUGUGCGUUGCAGGUACGACAGAUCGCAGCCGCCUAGAGGAAAUUUCCAAUAAGAGGCCGCAUGUCUGAAAACUACUAUCCAUGUUCUUCGAAUUCUCGCGCUACAAUUACUGCUGCUGCUCAACCACCGCUUGUCGCGCGCGACUAGUGGGUGACGAGUCACGAAAACGCAAAACGCUUCGCCGUGUACUCGAUCCUGUUCCCCACCACCCACCUAUUCCAUCGAUUGCCCACAUUCGUUUUUUUCCGUUUCGAUUCAUUCCACCGAACCGACGACGGUCUCGAUGUGUUCCCCUUGGCCGCAGUCUGGGGCUCCGUGCUUUUAAUUCCUUUCUUUUUAUAAAUAAAAUUCAUUCAUAAAAUCUGUGUUCGGCUUUGAUGAGAAUAAAACGGAUGUUGUAAUUUUUCGUGCUAAAUUUAAAUGAAAAAAAAGCGCUUGUGUCAUGCUGUGCUCGGUGCAGCGCAGUCAGAAUCUGUGUAGGAACGAGAAGAAAAAAAAUUGACUAGUUCCCCGCUGUUGUGCCACAGUAAACACUCGAGCGCAAGAUCCGAAACGACUGCAACGAGAUUUCUUCUUUUUACUCUUCAUCAUCAUCGUCAUCAUCAUGAUCAUCAUCAGAAUCAUCAUCAAACAGAAGCUUGAAAAUGCAACCGAAACACUUGCUUCACUUCAGGUGAACUCAAAUUAUCCUUGUAUAAAUGUAAAAUUGCAAGCAAAAAGACGUACCUAAUCAAAACAAGUAAUAAAAUCCUUAGAAAAGAAAAUGAUACACCAGAAAACAUUUUUAGCAGUACAUUAAACUUUUUCGAGCAAAUUGGUAAAUGUUAUACUUUAUUAGACUGUAAAGCAAGCACCUUGUGGCGAAGAAAACAAUUGAAUUGCCUUAGCGAAACAAAAUUACAAGACGAAGGAUAUACCGAAACUUAUGACUUUUUGAGCGCUGGUAUGUAGAAAAUAUGACACAUAGAUUUUCCUCGCAAUUUCUCUUCUUUUUCUUGUUUCUGGAGAAUGCUUCUGUUAUUAUUACAAGUAAACCGGAAAAUCAUGAGCAAGAUUGUAUUUUUUUUAAUUUAGGAAACAAAUCAAAACUCCGUAUAGGGUUGCUACGCGAGUAGGCAACAGAAUGAAGAAAACUGAGAGAAAUGAUUUCGUGACGGAUUUAAUUUCCAGUAUUAUCUAGUCGUGCAUUAUAAUGUAGCAGAAAGAGAAAUAUAACUGAAAACAUUAAAAAUACACUAUUAGGAGGAUGAAUAAUAUUCAAUAAGUGAGUUAUUUGCAAGAGAGAUAACUAGAGCAGGAGAACAAACUUAACUGAAACGAUGAAAAAAAAAAAUAAACUAGAGUAACUCUAUAUUUCGGCAUACCAACCAUUUGUUAAAAUGUUUUGUUUUGUGAGCUUUUGAACAUUUUGAAAACAUUAAAAACUGCUGUUGAAACUAAAACAUAUGAAGCAAAGUAGUAAAAAAUUCUAAAUUUAACCGUUCAAACAUGAAACGAAAAAAAACGCUAAUCUAUAUGAAAGAAAAUGUCCAAAAUCUCGAUGUCAGACAGCAAAAGAAAGCACAUAUAGAAUCUUAUCAGCAUUAAUACAAACUAUAAAGUAAAGAUAACGAUAAUUAAAGAAACAAAACAUGCGCUAUAUAUAAACUAAAGUGGAAUCAUUACAUUGUCAACUGUACCUAAGCUGUUAUUUUUUAAUAAAUGAUGAAAUAAAACAAAAAAAAAACAUAGAUGAUGUCAAGUGUAUUCAAAUUCCUAACAAGCCUCUAAAUUGUUUCUCACUCAAAACACAAAACCGAACCUGUGUGUAUAAUCAUUGACGUUACGAGUCCUAGGAAAUACUCCUCCAUUCACAUGUCUCUAUUUAACCCAACAACCGCGGAAACACAGAAAAAUUCUCAUACACGCAGCAUAAACGUACGAAAACAUAAAUUGCCCCUCCCUCCUAUGCCCCCGCACACAUAGAAUAAUCAGUUGACGUAAGACGGCUUACUACUAAAACCGAAAAAAAAUGGAAGCGAACAAAAAAGGGAAACAGGAAAGUAUGUAUGCAAACCGCUCUAUCAGAACAGGAAAAUUUAAGUGAAAACGUUUAUUCAAGAUAAGAGAAGAAAAGAUUGAAAUCUAAAACAAAACUAACUGUUUUCCCCCAUGAUAGUAUAGGUAUGGAUGCAAAUCAGUUACCCCGAGAAAGGGAAAAACUAUAGCGAUGAAGGGAAAUAAAGGUGAAAUGUAUGAAAAUUCUA
This is a messenger RNA of Malaya genurostris, 15242 nucleotides long. It is a transcript of the gene sty, whose product is annotated as protein sprouty. The record is from RefSeq and is a predicted model, not a curated record. Lineage: Eukaryota; Metazoa; Arthropoda; Insecta; Diptera; Culicidae. The transcript is spliced from 2 exons. Gene Ontology annotation, cellular component: cytosol; membrane. Gene Ontology annotation, biological process: animal organ development; negative regulation of Ras protein signal transduction; negative regulation of fibroblast growth factor receptor signaling pathway. Bases 1634 to 3442 code for a protein of 602 amino acids.